AUGAGUCCAAAGCCCUCCUUUGAGGAGGAAGCUGGUUCAUAUUACAAAUGGUUGCCUUCUGACUAUCCCUUGCUUGCUCAGACAAAGUCGCCGGGCCGCCUUCUCCCGCCUCGUGGGCUUCGCCUUCCUCACUAUGCUGAUUGCUCUAAAUUCAGCUAUGUUCUUCGAGGUGAGGAUGGAGUUGCAGGAUUCGUAUUUCCAAAAAAAUGCAACGAGGUGGUGGUGAAGCUAAAGAAAGGAGAUCUAAUUCCGGUGCCAACCGGAGUCACGUCAUGGUGGUUCAACGACGGAGACUCUGAUUUAGAAAUCAUCUUUUUGGGUGAAACCAAAAGCGCUCAUGUCCCCGGUGACAUCUCUUACUUCGUCCUCUCCGGCCCUCUCGGCCUUCUACAAGGCUUCUCGCCGGAGUACAUCGGAAAAUCCUACUCUCUAAACAAAGAAGAAACAACCACACUUCUCAAAAGCCAACCCAAUGCCCUAAUCCUCCCCGUUCAACAAUCCCAAUCCCUUCCCAAACCCCACAAACACAGCAAACUAGUUUACAACAUUGACGCCACCGUGCCGGACAUCAGACCCAAAGUCGGGGCUGCCGUCGUUACAACGGUGAUGGAAUCCAAAUUUCCGUUCAUUGGCCAAACUGGUUUGACGGCAGUUCUUGAAAAGCUCGACGACAACGCCAUCCGGUCGCCAGUGUACAUCGCUGAGCCGUCCGAUCAACUGAUCUAUGUGGCUAAAGGAUCGGGGAAGAUUCAAAUUGUCGGACUUUCGAGUAAAAUUAAUGCAGAGGUGAAAAUGGGUCAGCUGAUUUUGGUCCCCAGAUACUUCGCCGUCGGGAAAAUCGCCGGAGAAGAAGGCUUGGAGUGUAUUUCCAUGAUCACAGAUACUCAUCCUUUGGUGGAAGAAUUGGCCGAAAAGACGUCGGUUUUGGAGGCAUUGUCGCCGGAGGUUUUUCAAGUUUCUUACAACGUCACGGCGGAGUUCGAGGAGCUCUUUAGGUCAAAGGUUUAACGAAGACUUGUCUUUGGAUGAGAGACAAUAAUUGAUUAUUGUAUUAUUAUCAUUUAAUCAUGUAUUUGAUUUGGUCUAUGUUUGCAAAUGUAUUUCCAUGCCAAUAACAUAAUAUAAUAUUUGUUUGCCAAA
Messenger RNA from Benincasa hispida (wax gourd), 1140 nucleotides. RefSeq names its product glutelin type-A 2-like. NCBI's taxonomy places the organism in Eukaryota, Viridiplantae, Streptophyta, Magnoliopsida, Cucurbitales, Cucurbitaceae. The record is from RefSeq and is a predicted model, not a curated record.